Messenger RNA from Phytophthora megakarya, 2178 nucleotides. The record is from the annotation of a GenBank genome assembly. NCBI's taxonomy places the organism in Eukaryota, Oomycota, Peronosporomycetes, Peronosporales, Peronosporaceae.
AUGAUCGACAACGCGCUAUAUGGAUCCACCCGGAUCCCGAAGUCCGAAGAUCGCGGAAGUAAUCUGGAUGUGUUUGAAGAUGGGGAACCGGUAGAUCCAGGCAAGCCAUCGGUGCUUGGUCGCAGAGCAUAUAUCGAUGACAUUCUGAUCCCCGCCAACUACUGGAAUCAACUAUGUGAUCGAGGCGAAGGUUUACUCAAAGCGUGCGAUGAGUGGAAUUUGUCGAUCAGUGUGGUUAAGAGUUUCUGGGGAAUGCCUAAGGUGGAAUAUCUCGGGCAUAGGGUCUCUCACAAUGGACUGGAGGCGAAUCCGAAAGAUCUGUCUGCGUUGACUGAUCUAGCAUUUCCAGGGUCACUCAGAGCUAUGCAGUCAUUUUUGGGAAGUCUGAACUAUUAUAGCCGAUUUAUCGAAGACAACGCGAUCUAUGUGUCGGUUCUGUAUGAAUUGCGAGAAAUCGACUUUGUUGCGAUGAUGAAGGAAGCUACCCAAGUGCGGAUCCAACAAGUACUGGAAGAGGAGAAGGUGGAUCAAGGAUCGCAGGAAAAUCAGGGUGUCGACCACCGAAAGACCUUAGAUCUGGAGACGCCAGAUCCUACUGAGGAAUACGACCAGAUCUAUUACCCCGUGAUGUAUGCAAGCCGUACUCUGACGUCGAGUGACCUUAACUAUGGCAUCGCGAAGAAGGAGGUAUUAGCCCUUCAGAUGAUCCUGGAUCUCAACAUUGGCAUCACCAAGUGUGUCAAAGGAGAGGACGAGAUCUUAGGAGCGCUGGCGGCCAGUAUUUCCCCUAGAUCAGAAGUGGAUAAGGCAUUGAUAUCAAUUGCCCCCAAAAAGGAGCCAAGACGCAAGAUCCAAGCUCCGAUCCCAACUAUUAGACGAGAUGAGGAGCUAUACGUCGUCAGUUUUGAUGGAUCGGCCCGUGUCAAGAGAGGUGGAGGCGCCUACAACGCGAUCUUGUGGAAGCUGCCCGAAUGGACGGUGUUGAAAGCUAGAUCAGGGUAUGCCGAAGGCUUGACGGUGAAUGAGGCGGAAUAUCAUGGGUUGUUGCUAUGUCUGGAUCUGUUAGAAGAUCUGGAUUCACGACGUCUGGUGAUCUGCGGAGACUCAAACCUGAGAGAUCGAUUCUUAGCAAGUGCUGCCCUGCAACGGCAAUGUGGGAUCGAGAUAGAGUCUGACAUAGAGAUCCAGGAUCUCAUAACCUUAAAUCGGUUGGAUGAGAUCCUGCUAGUGAAAGUCGAAGAGGAGAUCGCACAGAUAUCAGCUGUGACGACCCGAUCCAAGGCUAGAUCGGGAGUGCGUAUUGGAUCUGAUCCAGACUCCCUACGAGAAAAAGUCGUGAGAGAGCUACGGAUCGAGCGAAUCCGACAAGCGCAGGACGAUGAGUCGUGGAUCACGUGCUUGAAGAAGUAUCUGGUCGGGGAGAUCCGGGAUCUGACGCAAGAAGAGGCUAAGAUGUUUGGAUCUAUUGCUAUGAAUUACGAAGUGGAUCAGUUAGAUCUACUCUUCUAUUGCCCGACGACUAAGGAAAUCGCUGCAGAUCGAGAUAAGUUGAUGUGGCUGGUGCUACCUGAGACGCUUCAACAGGACAUUUUGCAUCACUAUCACACGAGUCUACAGGGUAGUCAUCAAGGGAUUUGUCGCACCUACGAUCCGAUCCGUGAUCACUUCCACUGGAGAGGACUGUACAAGAGUGUACAGCGAUACGUGGGGGAAUGUGUCGAUUGUGAAAUAGGCAAAGGACGACCCCGGAUCCAGGGCGAGUCACCUGGUAACCUUCAGGCGACAUACCCAUUCCAGAUCAUUGCCAUGGAUCACAUAUCUUCAUUGCCUAGUUCCUUCAAUGGCAACAACGAAUUGCUGAUCUUGGUGGAUCUAUUCUCGGGAUAUGUGAUCGCCAAAAUCAGCGCCUCUAGAUCAGCUCAGACAAUCGCCGAGACUUACGAAGAAUGUGUCUUCGCCGAUAUGGCGCGGGCUAGAUCCUGGGACAACGCCAACGGGCUACCAUGGCGUAUUGACCCCAAGCUAAUGGAUCUGCAGAACCGAGAUUGGGAUGAGUAUGCUGGGCGACUCACCUUCGCGAUCAACACCGCAAGAGAUCGGAUCCGAGGCAUGAUCGAGACCCAAGAAGAUGGCGAUAUCGGAUGCAAAGGUACUAUCAACAAGCUCGAGAACAAGUGA